GUGGUUGUAGGGAGGUUUCGUUUUCUGUUCAACGCCCAUGUCUUCAGGUCAUCACGGAAAAUCACGGAAGUAGGAAAUAGUUUCUGGUGCAGCUGACGCGCAGUCCAACCGUCUUGUAGAAACAUAGCAGGUUGAUUUAAUUCUUGCAACAUCGGUCACUAUGUCAGAGAAAGACGAGGAGACAUUCAAGUCUGUGGACUUGGAACAGCAAACUCAAAAGUCUCCGGAACCGGACAUACAUCCUCAACAACCUCCCAGUGAAACAGAUAACCCCAGUACACCCAGUGCACCCAGUGCACCUCCUGCAGAGGCCAAGGCAGAAACAACCCCCUCUGCACGUACUUCAGCGGUCAAAGCUAAAUGGAAAUCAUCCGCAGAACAGUUUAAAGUCAAGAGAUUUUUUGUCCUCAGGCCUGGAACAUUGGACCAAGGCAUUGAAGAUGUUAAAUCUCUGGUGGAUCCCACAGAAGAUGGUCCUGUUCAGAGUGUUUGGCUUAUGGCUGAGGUUGAUCAUUGGAACAAUGAGAAAGAGCGUCUGGUGCUCAUCACAGAGAACAACCUCCUCAUCUGCAAGUAUGACUUUGUCAUGCUUAACUGUGAGCAGAUCCAGAAGGUUCCACUCAACAUCAUUGACCGCAUCAGCCAGGGUGCCUUCUGCUUUCCACCACAUUCCCUCCUGAAGAGAGAAGGUGAGGGUGUGCGGGUGUUUUGGGAUAAACUCAGAGAACCAUCUUUCACGUCCCGUUGGAAUCCUUUUGCUAUUGACUAUCCUUUCUCUACAUUUACCUAUCACCCUGUCAAGGGUGCCAGUGAGCAGCUGGGUCGCCUGUGUGAGAUUCAAAACUUCAAGGAGGAGCUGACUUUGGCAGCGCAGAAAGCCCACAGCAAGAAUCCUGUACCUGGGAAAGCUAACGGGGUUCUUGUGCUGAAUCAACCCAUUCUAAUCGAAGCAUACGUGGGUCUGAUGUCUGUCAUAGGCAACCAAAACAAGCUGGGCUACUGCUUAGCACGAGGCAAUAUCGGUUUCUGAGGGCACAUUGAGUCUUCCAAUAAUUGUUUGCACUAAGUAAUUCUCAUGCACCAGCUAAGCAUGUAAUUUAUACUUAUUUGGGAUAAUUUCGUAUGUUUUAAAUCAAGAAGAAUGUGUCAUUUAUAUUCCUAAAAUACAUUUAUCUAUACUGUUAAUGUCCAUCAAACCUUUCAGUUUCAUCUAGUUAUAUUAGCCCCAAAAUCUUUUUAAAUAACAAUGUCAAUCAGGCAUUUCCUUUGGGUUGUGUCAUAGCAUACAAAGUAUGUUGUACCUCCUCCUACGACUUCCUGUGUAGAAAUAUAUUUGGUAUGUUAUUUCUCUCCAGAAACCUUGUAAUGUGCCUUUUCUUUCUUUCUUUCUUUCUUUCUUUCUUUCUUUCUUUCUUUCUUUCUUUCUUUCUUUUGCUGAUAUCCUACCUCAUCACAAUGCUUCUUAAAGGCCAGUUGAUGCAUACAAGUAAAUAAUUCAUUUUUGAUUGAUGGUUUAGGGUUUUAUUACUGCAUCAGAAUGCAGUACUGGAUUUUCCCUGAUUGUGUAAUUAGAACAUUCACUCAGUGGUUUUGGUACGUUUCUACAACAGAAUGUCAAACAAACUGUAAAGCCUUUAUAAAAUAAAUGGUAAUACAGAAA
Messenger RNA from Megalobrama amblycephala (Wuchang bream), 1660 nucleotides. It is a transcript of the gene tprg1, whose product is annotated as tumor protein p63 regulated 1. Lineage: Eukaryota; Metazoa; Chordata; Actinopteri; Cypriniformes; Xenocyprididae. Gene Ontology annotation, cellular component: cytoplasm. The transcript has 6 exons. The record is from RefSeq and is a predicted model, not a curated record. Bases 161 to 1030 code for a protein of 289 amino acids.